Molecule: messenger RNA, 2428 nt
Organism: Boleophthalmus pectinirostris (great blue-spotted mudskipper)
Lineage: Eukaryota; Metazoa; Chordata; Actinopteri; Gobiiformes; Gobiidae
Gene: il17rc
Product: interleukin 17 receptor C
Exons: 15
Coding region: 314-2239 (641 amino acids)
Molecular function (GO): interleukin-17 receptor activity
Source: RefSeq, a predicted model, not a curated record
GUGGGCAUGGUUCACUUUAUAUGAGCUUUCCUGAGAAGUGUUACAGACAAAACCAUAAGAAGAAGGAAUUACUUUUGUUUUUAGAUAUAAAAAGGCCACACAACAAUAUACAGCCUGCUACUCUGAAGGUGGUACAGGCAACAAACAACCCCAUCUGAGUUGCACGUCGAUUUCAAUGCUGUUAAUGAACAACUUUAUGCUGUCAAGCGCAUAAACCACAGGACCUGUUUAUCAGGGCUCUCCAGUCUAAAAUAUGUGGAGAAAAAUGCAGUGAACUUGAAGCUUCCUCUGAGCAGCAGUGGCUCUGUGCACAAUGUUUACUUCUGGAUGGAUCGCUGGGAUGAUCUUACUGAUUGCUCCCUUGUCACUCAGUAGUUUGGACAUCAUAAAAAAUGACAGAAAAGUUACCUGCUCUCAGGGUCUCAGGGAUUGCACUAUGAUGGAUGGGACAGGUAUUGAUUUAAAUACAGUGGAAGUGACUAAUCUGAAGGCACAAGUGAAGCUGUGCUGCAGACGAGACACAUGUGCACUCUGUCUGCUGUUCCAAAUUAAAGUCGAUUUGAAUAAACCUGGAGAAGACGAGGGCCACUCUGGUCUGGAAGAUGACGAUAGCAUGGAGGAGGAAGACAAUGAAGCUAAAACGUGUUCUGUGACAGUCUGUUAUAAGACACCACUGGGGAUGUCCAAAUGCAAAAAGGUGGAGUUUAUCGUAAACCCAGCUAAGCCUUCUCAUCAGAGCACUGCACAAAUUUCUAUGACAGUUACAAACGCCAUGAUUUCCUAUGAGAACCAUCUUUUUAUUGACUCACCAGAUGCCAGAGUGGAUGUUGUGAAUGUGAAUGUUCCAUCACUUAAAGAUGUAUGUAGCUCAAACAUAAGCAUUUAUGUACAAGAAUGUAAUGCACCCAAAAUGACCUUUUUCACCAAUAAAUCAGUGAAUCAAGUGGAGCUGAGUUUUAUUGGCAAUGACAGCAGUCUCACUGAAGUGUGCAUUCAGAACGAGAUCAACGGGACCUGCAAGCGCUGGGAUAGGAAACCUAUUCCACUGGAGUCCGUCACGCCAUGCACGUGCUUUCAGGCGUGGAAAGGAGAUGGACAAACCAUGCGCUCCAGAAGCUGCCCUUUCAAAUACAACACAACUUUGAGUAAACAUAUCUGGAAGAACGUUUCACUAUCUGUGCAAAAAGGCUUUUACAACUCUAACCUGAGCCUCUUGUGGAAUGUGUCCGCCCCCUGUCGGCUUGAAGGAAAAUUGUGGCUCUGUGAGAUUACUCCAGGCUCCACUUCGUGCAAAGAAAUGAAGGGAUUUAGAAAACCAGUGGGGAAUGACUUUUGGACACAAAAUAGCGAGGGUUUCUGGGAGAAAACAGGCAUCUUUGAUGAAAUAAAUCUCAAAAAUGAACUUUGUGUGAUGUUAAAAAUCAAGGGAAUGCAGAGUGAGAUGGGGCCUUUCUGCUGCAUCUCAGUCUCAGUUGACAGGUGGCGCUGGAGUCUCUUUGCUGUUGCUUUGAUGCUGCUUUUCUCCCUAACUCUCCUGGUCACCUUUUGCCUACGGAACUUUGUCAAAAAAUCAGUAAUAUGGAGCUGGCGUCAUGGAGGACUUGUCAAAAUUCACAAGGCCCAUGUGCUGGUGCUGAGUCCCCCGGACAGUAGUGGGGAGGUGUCCUCUGCAGUUUGCAACCUGGGGUCCCUCCUCUGCUCCAAUGGCUUCAGUGUGACCGUGGAUCAGUGGAGCCGGAGAGGCCAGCUCAGCUCGGGACCCCUGCCCUGGGCCCACUGUCAGUUGCUCAGUAUGGACCGCACCUGUGAGCGCGUACUGCUGGUGCUCACUCCCAGAGCUGUGGACAGGGCACAGAAUUGGAGCUGUCAGGAUAGUCCCAUCAGUGACCACCAGGAGGAGUCUCCGUACUCUGAUGUCUUCAGAGCUUCACUGUUGGCCAUUGAGGCCUACAAAAACCAGGGCAGAGCCAGGGAGCGCUUUGUCCUGGUCACAUUUGACUCUCAGUGGACAGAGGCAAAAAUCUUCAACAAUAAACUACCCGAGAUCCUCCAGGGUCUUCCUCUUUUCCACUUCCCAUCCCAGACUAAAGAACUGCUGGCAGACUUGUGUGUGGUUAGAGCACAGAAACAGGCAAAAAGAAGUUGGACUUGGGCUUUCCCCGGGGACAGAUAUAAGGGCUGUGCAUCACUGCACUCAAAAACAUGUGAAACUGAGGCAAGACUUCUGCAUCAUUUAUAAAUUUACUAUUAUUUUUGUGAAAUGAAGAAAAAAAAAAGAUCUCAUUGCCAUAAAUGAUCAAGAGGCACUCACCCCGCCAAUUUUAUGUACAUAUCUGUGCAACCUGGGCAUCAUCAUAAUUACAGUAUUACAGCAUAUUAUUUAUUAUUGUUUGUGCUUAUACUAUAAAUAAUAUUGCAAAUUGUUGUA